Entelurus aequoreus (snake pipefish) is the source of this 2331-nucleotide messenger RNA. RefSeq names its product interleukin-17 receptor D. Lineage: Eukaryota; Metazoa; Chordata; Actinopteri; Syngnathiformes; Syngnathidae. Bases 75 to 1841 code for a protein of 588 amino acids. The record is from RefSeq and is a predicted model, not a curated record. The transcript has 12 exons. Gene Ontology annotation, molecular function: interleukin-17 receptor activity; protein binding.
UCUCUACUCAGUGGUGUCGUGUGUUUUGACUCGUGGUGUCGUGUGUUUUGACUCGUGGUGUCGGUCGUGACAAAAUGUGGAUUGGAGCCUUGGUGUUGUGUCACCUCCUGAUAGUGGCCGAUCUCCAAUCGUCCAAUCCUCAGAACUGUUCGCUCACGUGCCUUCGCCAGGGAGGACCAGGAUGUCACUACUGCAGAAUAAACAGAGAUGAAGUGGACAAAGUGCUUGGCUUGAAAGGUACUUUAGGAAGUUGUAUUCCUUGGCCGUGCGUUCGACUGCUCGGAGAGGAGGACCCUCGUUUGUGUCAACACUUCGUUCAAGCACCGCACGACAUCAACAUUGAGUCUGUACCCAGUUCGGACCCUAAUUUGGAUUCUGUGGUUGUCUCCUGGAAGCCCAGCCAAUACGGUAUCGAGUUCCUGCGAGGCUUCCAGGUGUCCUUGCAGUCCUUGGGAGGGUCCGGUCUUGCCUGUCAGCUUUUUCUCUUCCAGCCAAACCUCACACUCUCAGCUUCACACGCUCAAACGGUGUACAAGUCGGACAUGUUCUCGGGACUCUCCCUUGGCUCCGAUUAUGCUGUGACCGUCAUGGCCCUGCCUGUGCCUGAGAAGUGGGAGAAGUUCUAUCACAGCAAGAUCUUCUCCACGCGCUCGUGUGAGGAGAAAAAUGGCUUUUUGCAGUGUAAAGCAGACUGGUACCCCAAGUAUGUUGAUGUGCAGCAAAAAGAGGCGGUGGUCAUGGUCACCUUCAACCUGGCUCCUCCUAUCAUGGGCAUCACCAGCUACUUCUGCAUCUGUACAGCAAACGGCAAGACGACAUCCACGGACAUUAUUCCUAAUCUUUCGGGAAACAAAACACACCACAGCUUCGCACUCGAAGACCUCGAAGAAGGAAGUAAUUACACAUGCGAGAUUGCAGCCAACCAAGUAGACGCGGUGAGAAAAGUAUUCAACGUCUACGUCAAGAAGCAGGAAUCUACAAUGGAACAUCACAACUUUCCCUACUGGAGUCUGGCCUUUCUUUUUGUGUUUGCUGCGGCGACCAUUUUUGUUGUCGUCCUGGUUCUUUGCAUGAGGAAACGCUACACGCAAACAAAGAAACGUAUCAUCGAACCAGAAAUAAUGAUCAAGCACCAUGAAGAUGUGACUGCCAAGAAGGAAGAAAUAGUACCGCUGUGCGGAAACAGGAAGACUCCUCCCACUCUUCUUAUUUGCUACAGCAGGUGUGAUGGCCCCGCCCACAUGGACGCUGUCAUGAAGUUGGCAUCCUUCAUACAGCAGCACAUGGCCACCAAGGUGUCUCUGGACCGUUGGGAUUCUUUGGAAAUGUCCAAGGAGGGACAAAUGGCCUGGUACUGCCGCCACAUCCGUGACAGUGACUUCAUCUUAGUGGUCUGUUCUGGGGGUCUUUGCCAGAGACCCCAGCCUUCACCACAGGGGGUGCCUAAAAAUAUGUCAGAAAUGAGCUGUGAGGCAAACUUACACAGCGAGGUGAUGGUACGCCUCGUGGGAGAGGAAGUGGGCCGAGCUAUAUCCGGCGGCGAGGACCUGUCUAAAUACAUGACGGCCAUUUUCGACUACUCCGAGGAGAAGGACGUCCCCAUGGAGCUCCGGCCGGUGGUGCGCUACAAGCUGACCGCUGACUUGCCGCUGCUUUUCUCGCGCCUUCACCAAGUGCCGCUUCACAGUCCCGGUCGCUACGUGUCCAUAAAGUGCAUCUCGGACGAAGAGUUCACUGAGAUGCCCGCCGGACAAGCUUUGCAGCAGGCUAUCAGUAAAGCAAAGAAGGCCAUGACAGAACUUCACCAAAAGCAAGACGUAAGUCUAAAAAUACCCGAGUGAUGCAGAAAUAGCUGGCUAACGCAACCCCUCCAGGAAUUGAAUAUCGUGCAAAUUGGCCUCGCAACUUUGUCCAAUCUCUCCAAUUUACUCCAAACAUUUUGGCCAAUCAAAUGCGACAAUACAUCAACUCUUUAUUGCUCAGCUAACUGUACACGAUCGUCAUCCUCUCGCAGUCUACAGCGCUAAGCCUUCUGGGUAAUGUAGGCUAGGAUAGGAUAGGAUAGGAUAGGACUUUAUUGUCAUUGCACAAGUACAACGAAACUAUGUUUUCAGCACAAACCCUUUCAAGACUAGACAAACAGUGUACAGGGUUACAGAACAGGAACGCUGAUGGGUCGCCUAAGGCGCCCCGUAAAAGAUGGGAAAAAGGUAAAACGCUGGGGAAGAACAUGAGUAAAAAAAUACAAUCUAGACUGGGCUCCUAAGGGGGCCUAGUCUGGAGUGGGAAAAAACCUCCAUGCCAUGCACACAUAAACAUGUUAUAUAUAAU